UCAGGAGUCGACAAAACACAAAACCCGGACGGGACGCGGAACGUUCGAAACGCGCCGUUGACGAUUCGCGCGCGCGGCGGCGACGGGCGGCCGUUCGAUCCCAGAUCCCGCAGGGCCCCGAUUUUUCCCGAUUUUUCCCCAACGAUGACCGCCGCGAGGAUGUACGAGGACUGCGUGCUGCAGUCGAUGCGAUUCCCGCAGAAGCUCUGGCGGAUAGUGAACGAAUGCGAGACCGGGGCGAUCCGGUGGGGCGCGAACGGCAACACGAUACUGCUCGAUUACAAUAGAUUCCAAGCGGAGUACCUGGACGCGCGCCGGCCGAUCUUCAAGACGAGCAACAUCACGAGCUUCAUCAGGCAGCUGAACCUCUACGGCUUUCGCAAGGUCACCUGCCAUGGCCGCGACCCGGUAUGCACCUCCUGCAACCCGCACGUGCACGAGUUCCUGCAUGAAAACUUCCGCGCCGACCGGAUGGACCUGCUGGCCGAGGUGUGCCGGAAGUCCGGCGGCGGCAAGGGCCGAUGCACGCAGCACGAAAAAGAGGCGAAAGGUGCGGAGGAGAAUUCGCGACCGGAGGAGAAAUCGCGUUCGGAAGAGAAUCACCUGUCUCGCUUAAAACUAUGCCAGUUGGCUUUGACUAAAACUUUGGAACAAAUUAUCCAAGAAUAUCGACGGGAACACGAGGAGGAAAAAAAACUGAUCACAACAAAGAAUAAUGCUUUAAAACGGAUAAGAAACGCUCAAGAAGAUACAGUUCCUGUUUUGUACGAGAUUGAAUUCAGCAAUGUUCCGAAUCGGAAACUUACCAUAGAACGGAAUAUAAAAUAUUCGCCGUUUGUUCCUAUAAAGACAGAUACAUCGUCCGAACGCAAAAUGAUCUCUUUACCUUGGCGCAGUGCUACGAUGGAUAAACGCAGCUCGCACUUGAACGUUCAAAACACUCAGUGAAAUUAGCCUGGAACUGAUCUCGAUUUUCUUUUAAACAGUAUUUAUAUUAAAAUGUAAAAUUACAAUGAUAUUAUAUCUGUUAAAUUAUACAUUACGUUUAAUUAUUUAAUAUAAUGAUUAGUCUACUGACAAAUAAAAUCCACAUUGUAAUCGUAGGAUCUCUACAGUGUACAUAUAGUAAAAA
Temnothorax curvispinosus is the source of this 1132-nucleotide messenger RNA. Its product is annotated as heat shock factor protein 2-like. Gene Ontology annotation, biological process: regulation of DNA-templated transcription. Gene Ontology annotation, molecular function: DNA-binding transcription factor activity; sequence-specific DNA binding. The transcript is spliced from 3 exons. The record is from RefSeq and is a predicted model, not a curated record. The coding region runs from base 145 to 948 and encodes 267 amino acids. NCBI's taxonomy places the organism in Eukaryota, Metazoa, Arthropoda, Insecta, Hymenoptera, Formicidae.